Molecule: messenger RNA, 886 nt
Organism: Rhineura floridana
Lineage: Eukaryota; Metazoa; Chordata; Lepidosauria; Squamata; Rhineuridae
Product: claudin-34-like
Exons: 2
Coding region: 49-879 (276 amino acids)
Biological process (GO): cell adhesion; bicellular tight junction assembly
Cellular component (GO): bicellular tight junction; plasma membrane
Molecular function (GO): structural molecule activity
Source: RefSeq, a predicted model, not a curated record
UUAAAGAACCAAUUUCAUAUACCUGUUGUUUUCAGCAGUACUUCAGCUAUGACACCACUGCCGGCAGAUAAAGGCUCCCUGGUUGUCAGAUUGCUGUCCAGGGUUUCUUGCUUCCAACUGUGUGCUUUUUUCCUGGCUGUUGUAGGUUGGGUUGUAUGUAUUAGUUCAGCAGCAAGCAUCCAGUGGAGAGUAUGGCAUGUCGAGAACAUCAUGGGCAGCCACUCUGGCUUUGUCGGGAUUGGGAUCUGGCACGUCUGUUCUGUGCAUGACACUAUUGAUAAAAGAAACAUUUUAUGUUCACCUUUAACUGAGGAACAUGAAUCCCUGCCCACUGAAAUUGCUCAGGACCUAAUGCCAUUAGCUUCCAUUGUCAAUACUCUGACUGUGUAUUUUAUGUCCUUUGCCUUGUAUAAUGUAUUCAAACCUGGAACACACAAAGAUUUUAUCUUUACUUUUUUUACUAUUGGAGGUGUACUGAACUUAGCUGCAGGAAUAUUUGUGUUCAUUUCCGUUUCCUGGAAUAUGCAUUCUGUCUUGGUAAAGGAAGGAAUCAAACUCCCUAAAAUGUUGGGAUUGCCUGACGUUCCCAAAGAACAGUAUGUUGGGGUUUCUAUUUAUUUGGGGUAUGUUGCUGCAGCUUCACAGUUGUUAAGUGGAUCACUUGUUCUUGGUGAGGCAUGUUGCUGGAGAUUCAGGGAAACAUACACUUUGGCAGAAGUAGUUGUACAUGAUCCAGAAAAUGCAAUGAAAAGUGAGAGCCACCUUACUUGUUUAAAGUGUAAAAAGUGUGGUUCUAACAUGAGGGAUUGGAGAUCUAUCAGUCUUAUGCAAAUAGGAUCUAUGCCAAACACACCACUGAUGUGGCUGCAGGAUGAUUAAGAUCUGA